Molecule: messenger RNA, 708 nt
Organism: Malassezia sympodialis ATCC 42132
Lineage: Eukaryota; Fungi; Basidiomycota; Malasseziomycetes; Malasseziales; Malasseziaceae
Cellular component (GO): Swr1 complex
Source: RefSeq, a predicted model, not a curated record
AUGACGCCAGACGAUUUUGGUGUCAAUAAAAGCAAGGGCGUCGAUACAUUGUCCGGGACACACCCAGAAUUUGAAAAUGAAUUAAGCAAGGGUCUCGAAGGAGGAAUAACUUCAUGUCCACAAAAUUCAUCCACGGAGAAGCUGAAAGCUAACAGUGUUACUGACGAUGUUCCUAGCCCAAACCAGAUUAUCGAAGAUACCGAGUCACGUAUUAAUGAAAAGGUAAACGAUCUUGAUUCUAUUCCAACUAUUAAAGAUACCGCCAAGUCAACCGAAACAUUUGAUAGCGCUGUCCCUGAAAAAAAUACGGCGUCGACGACGGUAUCCAAAAAGGCCGAAGAGUCUACUUCGUCAGCACCGCCAUUACGUGCGCCGGUAAAAAAGCGAUCUUCUCAAUUGGGCUCAAUGGCUCGCAAAAAACGUAAGAGUCAAUUGGCCGACAUGAGUGCAGCCGUCACGUCGACUCCUGUCAAAAUGAACACGCUCGAGAAAUCGAAACUUGACUGGGAGGCUUUUAAGGGGAAUAUUGCUACGGAAGACAAUCGCAGUACCAUGUCUGCUGCUGAACGUGAUGAGCUGGACUCUCAAACGCAGGGCGGUGGCAGUGGCCUAGGUGAUGUGAAAGGGUAUCUUCAUCGAAAAGAAUUCCUUGAUCGAGUCCACGGUCGCCUGGACCAACAAGAGUACGAAAACCUUGUAUCUAAGUAG